Condylostylus longicornis is the source of this 1922-nucleotide messenger RNA. It is a transcript of the gene IntS11, whose product is annotated as integrator complex subunit 11. Lineage: Eukaryota; Metazoa; Arthropoda; Insecta; Diptera; Dolichopodidae. The record is from RefSeq and is a predicted model, not a curated record. Gene Ontology annotation, biological process: snRNA processing. Bases 111 to 1904 code for a protein of 597 amino acids. The transcript has 4 exons. Gene Ontology annotation, cellular component: nucleus.
ACAAACGUCAUACGAAAGUAAUACUACAAAUUUCAACAUUGAUUACAGAAUUAAUUAUCUAUGUGAGAACCCAACGUUUUGCUAAAAAAAUAUUGUUAUAAAAUUGAAAUAUGCCGGAAAUUAAAAUAACGCCCUUAGGGGCUGGACAAGAUGUUGGGCGAAGUUGUUUGUUGUUAUCUAUGGGUGGUAAAAAUAUUAUGCUGGAUUGCGGAAUGCAUAUGGGAUACAAUGAUGAACGUAGAUUCCCAGAUUUCUCUUAUAUUGUACCAGAGGGCCCGAUAACGUCUUAUAUAGACUGCGUUAUUAUUUCUCAUUUUCAUUUAGAUCAUUGUGGAGCAUUACCUUACAUGUCUGAAAUGAUUGGAUAUAAUGGCCCUAUUUAUAUGACACAUCCAACAAAGGCUAUUGCCCCAAUUUUACUUGAAGAUAUGCGUAAAGUUGCCGUUGAACGUAAAGGGGAGUCCAAUUUUUUUACCACACAAAUGAUAAAGGAUUGUAUGAAGAAGGUUAUUGCUGUUACCUUACAUCAAAGCGUUAUGGUUGAUAACGAUUUAGAAAUAAAAGCGUACUACGCUGGGCACGUUUUAGGAGCUGCGAUGUUUUGGAUACGUGUUGGAUCCCAAUCUGUGGUGUAUACCGGUGAUUAUAAUAUGACACCAGAUCGUCAUUUAGGUGCUGCUUGGAUAGACAGGUGUCAUCCCGAUUUGCUAAUAACGGAAAGUACGUAUGCUACAACAAUAAGAGAUUCUAAGAGAUGUCGUGAAAGGGAUUUUCUAAAAAAAGUUCAUGAAUGUGUCGCUAAAGGUGGAAAAGUACUUAUUCCCGUGUUUGCUCUUGGUAGAGCACAAGAACUUUGUAUUUUAUUAGAGACUUAUUGGGAAAGAAUGAAUUUAAAAUAUCCUAUAUAUUUUGCUCUUGGUUUGACAGAAAAAGCUAAUACGUACUAUAAAAUGUUUAUUACGUGGACUAAUCAAAAAAUCCGAAAAACAUUUGUUCAAAGAAAUAUGUUUGAUUACAAACACAUUAAACCCUUUGACAAAAGCUAUAUUGAUAACCCAGGAGCUAUGGUUGUGUUUGCUACUCCUGGAAUGUUGCAUGCUGGUUUGUCCUUACAGAUAUUUAAAAAAUGGGCUCCUAAUGAAAAUAAUAUGGUGAUUAUGCCAGGAUAUUGUGUUCAAGGAACUGUCGGGCAUAAAAUUUUAGGUGGUGCGAAAAAAGUUGAGUUUGAAAAUCGCCAGGUAGUUGAGGUAAAAAUGUCAGUAGAAUAUAUGAGUUUUAGCGCUCACGCGGAUGCUAAGGGAAUAAUGCAGUUAAUACAGUAUUGUGAACCAAAAAAUGUAAUGCUUGUACAUGGUGAAGCAGAAAAGAUGGAGUUUCUUAAAAAUAAAAUCAAAGAAGAAUUCAAAAUUGAAUGUUACAUGCCAGCUAAUGGUGAAACAUGUGUCAUUCAAACCCCCGUUAAGAUUCCAGUAGACGCUUCAUUAUCUUUACUAAAAGCAGAGGCAAAACUUUAUAACGCUCAACCACCUGAUCCGAAAAGAAAACGUUUAAUUCAUGGUAUCUUGGUAAUGAAAGAAAAUCGUAUACAGCUAAUGGAGCUUAAUGAAGCUUAUAAGGAAAUUGGUGUUAAUAAGCAUGUAAUGAGAUUUACAUCAAAAGUUAUUUUUGCCGACGCCGCGCCUAAAUUAAGGACUAUAGAAAGGCUGUAUAAUGUUUUAAAGGAAAAAUUAACGGGAUGGUCAUUAAGCUUACAGGAAAGUUCCUCUAUAGUUGUUGAAAGUGUUGAAAUCAAGAUUGAAGAUAAUCCUGCAGAUCAAAAUCAAAAACUAGUGUAUGUUUCAUGGACGAAUCAAGAUGAAGAUUUAGGAGUCUAUAUUUUAAACUUAUUAAGCAAUAUAACAUAAUUUUCCAUGAUAAUGUGG